AUGAGGCACGUGUCACCAACGGCGGCCGAUGCAAUUUCUAUGGAUUUUUACGUCGACGAUUUGCUGUCCGGAGCGACAGACGUGUCAGCAGCCAUACAUUUGAGAGAAGAUAUAUCCAAAUUUCUAGCAUCGGCUGGUAUGCCAAUGAAAAGGUGGGCAUCAAACUCAAUUGAGGUAUUGAACUCCAUACCUCUGGAGGAUAGAGCCAUCGAUCCAUGGCACAAUUUCCAGGAUAGACAAACGGUCACAACACUUGGGUUGAUCUGGGAACCACAAUCAGAUCUGCUCAGCUUCAAGGUACAAUCAUCGGAAAAUGUGGACGCGUACACUAAACGGAUUGUACUAUCACAGAUUGCAAAAAUAUUUGAUCCGCUUGGCCUG
Anopheles cruzii is the source of this 381-nucleotide messenger RNA. RefSeq lists its product as uncharacterized. Lineage: Eukaryota; Metazoa; Arthropoda; Insecta; Diptera; Culicidae. The annotation marks the transcript as partial. The transcript has a single exon. The record is from RefSeq and is a predicted model, not a curated record.